GGCUCAAUGAUCUUGCCCAGGUGGGGUGUGAAACAUCUUCAGGCGGGGUGACUACUUGUCGGCGGACGGCAGGGGGACCACUGCAUAUGGGGCAAGGAAGGAGCCUCGGAGGCGAUCAAAAGCUUCUCGUAGCAUGGCUUGGAAAAAGUUGUUCCUUAUCGGACCGAUGGAAGUGAAUGCCUGGACGGCUGGCUCCAAUGGCCCUACCGAGAUGUGCGGGGUGAUUCCCAAGAUUAACGUGCGGAUCACGAGCCAGGAGAUCAAAGGCGAGUGCGCGAUGGCGCGAAGAAGGACGUUCCUUGAGGAACGUCCCUUGGGCAUUGAACCACCUAGGGAAGUACCGGGUGGGGUAGAGGUUAGCCUGCCGGCGGCAAGUGAAGGCUGGCACCAGGUGGCAGAUUGGGUCGGGGUCGAGCUUGCGGAAAAUAUGGUUUACUUGGUGACGAAAGUUGAGUGGCAUGCGGCCGAGAAUGGGGAAUGGAACCCGGACCCACGGGGGCACGUGCGUGCAGAAGGACGGUUGUAUGUGUCGGAAAACGGAUGGAGGGAGUUCGGAGUUCGGCUGGCAUCAGGAGAAGACCCGUUGAGCAUGUUUGAAGGGGCAUGGCAGUUAGUAUGGCAAGCGGGAUUUGAGUUCGCAGAUCCGGGGGUUGACGAUGUGACAGCGGACCUUAGGGUAGCCAUGGUUGGGAGUUUUGAAUUGCCUAGUGAAAUCGGAAAUGACAAUGAGACGCGCCCGGAUGCCGCGGCGACCCAUGCACCCGCGACCACCCACGGAAAACAGAGGUGGAUGGGAGGUGUCACUCCCAGCAGGCUAAGCGAUUCAAGGAUUGGAUGCCGAAUGGAGAGUCGUGACCCUGGGAAGAGGACAGGCGUUCAUGAUGGUGGAAUGUUUGUGGGAUGGCUAGGUAAAGAAAUGGCGAUGGAGGAAGGGAUCAAUGACCAGCAGAGCGGAGGGAAUCAGGGCACGAAUGGGGAUGGGGAGCGAAACGAGGGAUCAGCCAGGGAUCGAGAGUCAGCCAAACUGGAGGGGACUCGAGAAGACGGAAAGGACGCCUCAAUUGGAGAAAGCUCGGGGAAAGUUGGGGGUAGCAAAAGAGGACCUCAAGAAAACAGGGAAGGGGGAAACGAUAUGAGAACAAGUCCUCGGAACUCAGCAGGAGCCACCCCUAAAAAGACGAAAGUCUUGGAUACCAGUCAUAAACUGGCAGAGAUAGAGAAGCGGACCGCGGAAUGUAAGGCAAAACUUAUUGAGCAGAUGAUGGCCGGGGAUGAGGAGGACCCCCAGGACGCAGGGUCACGUGAGGGAAGCGGGACCGGUCAGGAUGAAGCUAGGUAUGAGGGGAAGGAUAAUAGUCACAAAGGAACGCCUAGCAAGAAGGGAAAGGACAAGAGCGACCCCCAUGCGGAAGGAACGGAAAACGCUAUGACCCCACCCGCCAUUGACAGCGGCACUAGCAGACUACCCGCCACACCGAAAGUAACAGGGGCGUGCGACGGACUCUGGAGCCUUAGGGAGAGCGUGCUAGGAUGGUUCGACCCAGAAGGAACACCGAAAAUCAGGGAAAGGCAGAGGGAAAGCAAGAAGGGGAAGGAACCAGUGCAGCCGGGGAAGCGGGUGGCUCCGAAGACGGUCUCAAGAAAGAGGCGAUUUAUCCUAAGGAUCGAUCCCACUAACGUUGUCGGAGCCCUAAAGAACUACAAGCCCAUAGACCCGACUGUUGGCAGAUGGAUAGGCUUCAUAUGGCAAUUCGACUAUAAGGUCGAGCGAAUUGCAGGGUUUCGAAAUAGGGCAGAUGAGCUGAGCAGGGUUUGUAUUACGCCAGAAGGAGUAGAGGACGCAGAACCAAUUGAUGCCUUCCUGGAGUACGAAGGAGGGACCCUUGUCGUAGAUAAUGAGAUGGCAGAUCCGGCAAUUACAACAGGACAGUUGCUGAUUCAGAUCUUGGAAAAGGGCGCACCUGCGGUAGUUGCAGAACUCAGGGAAGGACCAGUCACCAUGGUCAGGCGUAAAGAGGAAAAAGACUCGUGGGGAGCGGAAGUGGGGGCCAGAGAGGAAUUGAUGGCAAUGGCCGUGGAAGGGGGACGGGACCUAGGCGCAGAAGGAGUAUCAGCUGGAGAAUCAAGCUCCAAGAAGAGGAAGUUAUACGUGGGAUUUGACCAUAAUCUGGUGGUAAACACGGGGGGCAGGAAACAAGGAACCAGAGGGCCGUCACCUCUAAGGGAAGGGGAGCCAAUAGAGCUGCCUUCAGACAGUGAUCCUAGCAGUGAGGAAGAUGGGAACCCAGAGGAGGGACAACGGCCGGGGGAAAAUGACCCAGUGGAGUUCAUCGACCUCACCAGCGAUGAGGACGAAGAUGAAGUGACAACGCCCACAAGGGAAGAAUGGGGAAGAGGGGAGCAGUCGGGUGAGAAAAAGGAUAAAUGGAUAGAAGAGUUCGGGUACGAGUUCAAAGAUUGGUUCGAUCAAUGGGGUACUAUCCUACGAUACCAGUGGAUCAUGAAGGCAAGGGAAAAGCUGGGCAGGGGAGAAGACUUAUCCCCAACAACCUUCUUCUCAGAAGGAACGCUCCUUCAAUUCCAAGCAAUAAAGAGGCUAAUGGAGCAGGAAGGACAGAAUCGCGCAAGGAGGGAGGCUCAACGCAGGCCACCUGGACAUUAGGGGAAUAGCAGGUGCAAUGGGGGGGGGGGUGUAACUAGAAAUUGGGAAGGGCUGGUACCUGGGUAGGGACAACUGCCAUUUUGAAUUUCGCAUUUGAACUCUGCCAAAUGGACUGAAAUGAGGCAACUUUUGACUAAAGUCCGGACAAUGGGUGCUACUUCGUGUAAGUCGUUGCUUUUUUGGGAAACUACAUAAGGAUCAGUGCACUUAGAUAUAGAACUGUGACGGGUUGCGUUGGCUAAGAGUAAGUAAGGGGAAAACAAGGGGGAUUUAGAUGAGACGAGUCUAUAAUGUUAUCAUUGCAUUCGAACUUUGUCUCCUUUUUCUUGGGAAGGACUGUAAUGAAACUACUUUUUGGAC
Molecule: messenger RNA, 3022 nt
Organism: Chara braunii
Lineage: Eukaryota; Viridiplantae; Streptophyta; Charophyceae; Charales; Characeae
Source: the annotation of a GenBank genome assembly